Tympanuchus pallidicinctus (lesser prairie-chicken) is the source of this 2891-nucleotide messenger RNA. It is a transcript of the gene THPO, whose product is annotated as thrombopoietin. Lineage: Eukaryota; Metazoa; Chordata; Aves; Galliformes; Phasianidae. Gene Ontology annotation, biological process: positive regulation of hematopoietic stem cell proliferation; positive regulation of ERK1 and ERK2 cascade; cell population proliferation. The record is from RefSeq and is a predicted model, not a curated record. Bases 1999 to 2628 code for a protein of 209 amino acids. Gene Ontology annotation, molecular function: hormone activity; cytokine activity. Gene Ontology annotation, cellular component: extracellular region. The transcript is spliced from 5 exons.
AUGGGGAUUAGCACGCUCCCAGAGCAAUCGAUGGUGGUCUCCCCCCCCCCCCCCCCACCGGACAUGCAGGCAAAUAUUUGUGCCCAGACUUCGCGGGACGGCGAGAAGGAAUUUCAUUCUUGCGCCCACCUGCGGCUCGACCGCCUGGCAUUAACCCCUUCACCACCCCAGGGGAUGGAGGGAGGUGCCCCCCCUGGUGCCCCCCAUGCGGGCAGCGGAGUGGGCAAGGAGUGCGACAGGGCGGCAUUUGGUGCAGAUGGUUGGCCGCAGCUCUGGGCAGGCCUGUGACAAUGCUGAUGGUCGUUGUGGGCACAGCACAGUUUAUCCUGGCAGUCCCCUAAUAGACAAACCCUGUGCAGGGCCUGUGGAAUAUGGAAAAUGGGCAAACCAUGCCAGCCCCCCACCCGGCUGCCCUCUGCAGCACAACCACCUUCCUGGGCUGCUCCUGGGAGUGGGAUGGUGGGGCAUGGAGAGCUCUGUUUGCCCACGGAUGUUUAUUGACAAUUUGCAAAUGUAAAACAGGACCGGAGGGGGUUGAGAUCUUUGCCUGCGGUGGGGUGAGGGGAGCACAGGGCCUGCUCACAGCAUCCUGCUGGCACCCCCAGCUCCGUCCCUUGUUCCCCAGCCUCUUUGUGCCCAGCUGGGCCCUGAGCAAACGGGGCUGUUUGCUCACUCCGGGAUUAGCUGCUCUCUUUGUUCCUUUGACUUUCUCUUCCCUUUAUGCCGGACCCUUUUAUGGGGGCUUCAAAGGGGGCUCUGAACCACCACCUCCACCCCCCCACUGCCUGCAGAGCUCACGUUGGUUUCCCGUGUCUCACUGCUUUGCAGCAACAUCCUGGCGGUGCCUACUGGGGACACCUGGGUGGCCCUUGGGGACAGCAGCUGUGUCACCUGCCCAGUCCUCCCCCACUGCCUGGCACCUCCGGCUGCCCUUGGCACUUGUUGGAGUGGGUGUGAACGGCUGCUCUCCACAGCAGGAUUCCCGGCACUUUGCACCCUGUAAGCAGAGGUGGGAAACACAGCACCGGGAUCCGGCCAGCUGCACAGCUCCGUGUCCCCCCAGGACAGCACAUCCCGGCAGUGCCAUUCCCAGCAGGAAAACAGCGAGCUGCCUGCUGGCAUUGCUGGAAGGAACAUUUUGGGGUGAAGGGCACCCUGCGGUGCUCUGGUGUCUUCUGGCAUCCAGCAGGCAUCCUGCCACGUACCAGCUGCCCCAUUUCCCUGAUGAGUUUUUCGUCUAAUUAUGAAGGCUAUGGGGCACUGCAGAACUCCAACCCAGCACCAUGAGGGGCAACGUGCCCAGAGAGGGACGGGGACCAGGGCAUACUGCUGGGGACCGUGAGAAGGGAUCAGAGUUGGGAGUGAGGACAGAGCUGUCCCAGGGUGCCAGCAGGGUGCGUUUGCAGCCCGUCACGUCCGCAGAGCCGGGACACGGCCAUACGGGGAAGCCCAGCGGUGUUUGACCCCAGUGCUCACAGCUGCCGCCAAACCGUGCUGCACUGCGUCACCAGCGCUGUCCCCAUAGCCAGAAUGGGGCUGCAGGAACCCACCAGGACCCCCCGCCGCUUGCAAGGACCACCUUUGUGCCACAGCUAGGCACGGCCACCGUUCCCAGCACCAAUAUCCCACUCGCAGAUCACUCACGCCCAGGGCGAGGGGCAGGUGAGUGCCCGAGGACGCCCUUCCCGAUCCCGGAGCCAAGGGAGGAAGCGGCUGGAGGCAGGAAGCCGUCCCCAGGGCCCCCGGAGCACUUUUGCUCGAAGGUCAGCAGCAACACAACAGGAAAUCACGCUGCCUCGGCACGGCGGCCGGGCCAGAGUGCUGCGCCGUGCUGUGCUGCCCGAGGGGUGUUCCCAGCCCCCAGUCCUCCAUCCCGGCCCGGCGGCUUGCGGGGGGGGGGCCCGCACCACAGCUGCCCUCCAUGGAAGGGGGACGGGAGCCGGGGAGCAGCCGCUGGCCCCAGGGCAGAGGAUGCAGGGCUGAAGCCCCCAGCAGAGCAUGGAGCUGAACAGACUACUGCUCCUCACAUCUUUUCUCCUGCACAUCAAAGAAGGCCAUGCCAGGCCAAUGGGGCCGGUCUGCGACAAGAGACUGAUCCAGAAGUACAUCGGGGAGGCCAAGGAUAUGGAGAAGAGAAUGGUGAGGAAGCAACGCCUCCCAAAACCCAGUAUCAGGCUGGGCUGGCAGGACAGAGCUGGAAAAAACUCCCGGCGUCUCACUACAGCAACUCUUCUCCCCCAACAGAGCGAGUGCCAGGCACUACCCACACUCAGCUGCCCUGUGGUUCUGCCUUUGGUGGACUUCAACAUGCGACAGUGGAAAAGCAAAUCGGAUGAGAUCAAGUGGCGUGAGAUCCUGUGCAACCUGGUGCUGCUGGUGGGUGCUGUGACAGAAGCUCAGGGCCAGGUGAGCCAGGAAUGUGGAGCCAAUCAGCUGAGACAGCUCUAUCGACAUGCCAACUCCUUCCUCCUGCUCCUGCAGACCUUUGGCUGGGAGGAAGGGCCCUGCUGCUCCCCAAGCUCCAUUGAGCAGACUCAAGUCACUGAGAUCUUCCUCACCUACCGACAGUUGGUGCAGGGCAAGCUGCGCUUCUUCUUCCACAACCUGGCUAAGGACUCAUGUGACUGAGACUGGGGCAAGCAGGGACCUCCAGCCCAGGGCCUGAUGAAGCUGUACACAGGAUUCAACACUGAUAAGAGGUCAGAGCAAUCCCAUAGGACAAUGAGCCGUGCUCUGGGCACCCAGGAAGGUGCCACAGGGAAAGGGUUGGCUCCCUUUCCACAAGCCUUUGGCUAUCACAUGGCUCACAGCCACACCUGUGCAGCACGAGGCACACGCCUUGCUCCUAUCAGACUGUGAAUGCUUUACAAUUAAAGACCUAUUUUUCUAAA